Messenger RNA from Mycotypha africana, 531 nucleotides. RefSeq names its product UV radiation resistance protein/autophagy-related protein 14. Gene Ontology annotation, cellular component: lytic vacuole; endosome. Gene Ontology annotation, molecular function: SNARE binding. Bases 1 to 531 code for a protein of 176 amino acids. Lineage: Eukaryota; Fungi; Mucoromycota; Mucoromycetes; Mucorales; Mycotyphaceae. Gene Ontology annotation, biological process: SNARE complex assembly. The transcript has 3 exons. The record is from RefSeq and is a predicted model, not a curated record.
AUGACAGUAGGCACAAGACGAAUUUUAGUAAAAGAAGUGACUUCUCUGUUUGAAUUGAAGCCAGGUGUUAUUGAAGAAGCGGAUUUGGUAGCAAGUGGAAUGACCCUACCACAGCAACAGCAGCAUCCUGUGUCGAAAGGAACAGUGGAAAAUGAGAUAGAAGCACCACCUUUCAAAUAUCCUAAAGAAGAAUUGAAUGCACCAGUGGGUCUGGUGAUUCAUAUGUUGGGAUUGAUUGUCCGAUAUUUAGGGAUUAAGCUACCUUUUCUGAUCUUCCACAAAGAGACUCGACCCUACAUCCGCAUGAUUCCACCGAAUACGCCGCAGCUUUGGGACAAUUACAACAAAAUGCCCUUAUUUCUAGAGGAGGAUGACAAGAAUUUCAAACGAUUUGUCAUUGGUAUGGCUAUGCUGAACUACAACCUAGCCUACCUCUGCUAUACACAAAAUGUAAAGAUACCCCUAAGCCAAGUAGCCAAUACACUACAAAGUCUAAUGGCUUGCUGUCGAGCACCCAAUCUAGGCCUGUAA